Messenger RNA from Trypanosoma conorhini, 1683 nucleotides. RefSeq names its product putative katanin, putative,serine peptidase, Clan SJ, family S16. Gene Ontology annotation, molecular function: ATP binding; microtubule binding; ATP hydrolysis activity. The record is from RefSeq and is a predicted model, not a curated record. Gene Ontology annotation, biological process: microtubule severing. Gene Ontology annotation, cellular component: microtubule cytoskeleton. Lineage: Eukaryota; Euglenozoa; Kinetoplastea; Trypanosomatida; Trypanosomatidae. The transcript has a single exon. The coding region runs from base 1 to 1683 and encodes 560 amino acids.
AUGAGCGCGACGCAUGCGGCACUAGACGACCUCGGCAAGUCUGUGCGUUUAGCACGACUGUACGCGACGGAGUCCAACUACGACGUUGCCGUGGCCUUUUACACUGGACUGGGGAAGGACCUCGAGACGUAUGCGGAGUGCACUGGCAGUUCCGAGGAGCGGGCCGGCUGGUCGCUGCUGCGGGAGAAGAUUGCGGAGGAGUGCUCACUGGUGCGCUCCUUGCAGGAGGAGCUGAAGGCGCUUGUGAACCCGGCCGAUGCGGUGCGGCUCGACCGCGCUCAAAGGGAGGAAGAUGGCACCCACACGUCGCAGCAGUUAUCGUCUCCGCGGUCACUUCCAACACGUGAUGCGGCCCCUGUGCGUGCGGCAACCACGCGCCCUGCUCCUCCCACCGCAAAGUGUGAGAAGGCGGUAUCUCUCACCUCCUUCUCUCCGCCGGUCCCGCGGUGUUUAGCAGAUGCUCCUGGGGCGAGGAAUGAGGCGCUGUAUGGCGACAAGGAUCGCUUUGGCCCGGUUGAGGGCCCCAUUGUUAGAAAGCAAAGGGCAGCUGGGGUGCAACGCGCACCUCUUCGCCACAGUCCGCCAAGGAACCGAGGCCAAUUUCACUCGGGAAGCAGCACCUCCAACGCAUCCCCUCCUCCGCUGAAUCGCCAGGCGGCCAAGGCCAAGGUGGUGACGCGACGCGUAGGGAGAGUGAACGAGGGUGGGGCUAAAGGGCAUGGUCUGCGGGCCUCUGUUCCACGCUUUCCGCCACGCACCGGAGAAGAGGAAUUGGUUUCCCUAAUUGAGUCUGACAUGCAUGUUGGACCCAUAAACGUGUCGUGGGACGAUAUAGCCGGCUUGGAGGAGGCGAAGGGGUUACUUGAAGAGGCCGUUGUGUAUCCUGUACUUAUGCCAGAUUACUUCCAGGGCAUUCGCCGUCCAUGGAAGGGGGUUCUCUUGUAUGGCCCACCUGGAACCGGAAAAACAAUGCUUGCCAAGGCCGUUGCGUCUGAGUGUAAUACCACGUUUUUUAACAUUUCCCCGGCCACACUAACGAGCAAGUGGCGUGGGGACAGCGAAAAGCUUAUUCGGGUUCUCUUCGAGAUGGCGCGGCACUACUCUCCAAGUACGAUUUUUAUUGACGAGAUAGACUCGCUGUGCGGCCAGCGUGGGGACAACAGUGAGCAUGAGGCCUCGCGUCGUGCGAAGGGAACGUUGCUGGCGCAAAUGGACGGCGUCGGCGUUGACCCUGGGAAGAUAGUCAUGGUACUAGGGGCCACCAAUCAUCCCUGGACCAUUGAUGAGGCGAUGCGUCGGCGCCUGGAGAAGCGCAUCUACAUUCCUCUUCCCAACUUUGACGAUCGCAUGGAGUUAUUUCGGAUCAACACCAAGUCCCUUAGUCUGUCCCCCGACGUUGACUUUGUGCACCUCUCCAAGCUGCUGCAGGGGCGCCACUACAGCUGCGCCGACAUCACCAAUUUGGUGCGGGACGCAGCCAUGAUGACAAUGCGGCGUCUGAUGGAGGAGAUGGACAAGUCCGAGCUUAAGCGACGGGCGGCGGAGAUAAGCAAACUCGUGUCGGAGAAGCCCAUUACGAUGCAGGAUUUCCUGGGGGCGGUGAAGAACGUCCCCAGCAGCAUCAACGUUGAGCAAAUCAAGAAGUUUGAGUCGUGGAAGAAGGAGUUUGAGACAAAUCCGUAG